AUGCAAAUACUUUAUAGUUAUUUAAUUUCUCUUAUAAUAGGAACAUUAACAUUAUGCCUUGGAGUUUAUCAAUUAGUUCAAUGUGACUUUUCUAUAGUAACAGGAUAUGGAAUUGCACGCAUAUUAUUGUCUUUGUCUUUAUGUUUUAUUGGAAUUUUUAUUGGACUUUCCCAAUUAUUUAUUAGUAUAUUACCGAUAAAAAAAAGAUGGGAAAUGAUUCCAUUAGAAAAAGAUUAUUGUGGACCAAUAAUUAAAGACAAAAUUGAUGCAAAUUAUGCUUAUCAAUUAUAUUCAUUUUUUAAAGAAGGAAAUGGUAAAGGAUUAUUAUGUAAAAGAGAUGUUUUUAGGAUUGUUGAAGAAGCUAAUAUAAUAUUACAAAAUAAAGAUGGAUUAGUUAAAGUAACAAUUGAACCAAAUGAACAUAUUACAGUUGUUGGUGAUCUUCAUGGACAAUUUUAUGAUUUAUGUAAUUUAUUUAAACAAAAUGGACUUCCAUCUGCAACAAAUAAAUAUAUAUUUAAUGGAGACUUAGUUGAUCGAGGAGUAUUUGGUAUUGAAAUUGUAUUAACUCUUUAUAGUUUUUUAAUCGCUUUUCCUCAAUCACUCUUUAUUAACAGAGGAAAUCAUGAAACUUAUGAUGUUAAUUAUUCUUAUGGAUUUUUAACUGAAGUACAAAGUAAAUACGAUCAAGAAACAUUUAUAGAAGUAGCUGGAUCACUUCGUUGGUUACCUUAUUGUCAUCUUAUUAAUAAUUCUGUUUUUAUUGUUCAUGGAGGAUUACCUCCAACACCUUUGGAAAUUGAAAGAAUUAAUCAAUUAAGACGUGGAGAUGAUCCUGAAGAUGGUUCUAUUGAAUCAGAAUUAUUAUGGAAUGACCCACAAGCAGCAAAAGGAAAUAGUCCAAGUUACAGAGGUAUUGGACAUUUUUUUGGUCCAGAUGUAACACAAGAAUUUCUUAAUUUAAAUCAUCUUGACUUAAUUAUUAGAAGUCAUGAAAUGAAAAUCAAUGGAUAUGAAUGGAAUAUUGAAAAUAAAUUAAUGACAAUAUUUUCUGCUCCAAAUUAUUGUGGAACAGUUGGAAAUAAAGGUGCAUAUGUUCUUUUAUCUUUUAAUGAAAACACUAAACCAAUUACAAAGAUUAUUCAAUUUGAUUCAGUAACUGCUCCACAUAUUACUUUAUCAAAGGAACCUAAACUUCAUGAAUUUGAAGAUAUUGAAAUUGAUGUUGAAACUAUCUGGAAUAAUGUUGCCCCAUUAUUAGCUUGUGCCCUUUCAUUGUUUGCAAUUAUUAAUGAAUUAUAA
Molecule: messenger RNA, 1302 nt
Organism: Entamoeba nuttalli P19
Lineage: Eukaryota; Evosea; Mastigamoebida; Endamoebidae
Product: serine/threonine protein phosphatase, putative
Exons: 1
Coding region: 1-1302 (433 amino acids)
Cellular component (GO): nucleus; cytosol
Molecular function (GO): protein serine/threonine phosphatase activity
Source: RefSeq, a predicted model, not a curated record